AUGUCAACGACAAUACCAACAUCCUCAUCGUUACUACAAGCGACUGAAACAAUUUCACAUAUUAGUUCAUCAUAUUCAUCAACAAUACCCGUAUCAACAACAACUUCUAAUGAUUUUGGAUCACAAAAUACUACUAUUGGUUCAACCCCUUCAACAGUAUUAUUUUUUCUUGCAUUGGCAGUUGGAGUUUUAAUUGCCUUGAUAUUUGUUUUCUUCACAAUACGAUAUUUUGUUCGAGCAAAAUAUGGUGUCAAUUAUAUUGGUAUUACUAGAAGAGGACUUUAUGGAUAUAAUCAUAAUCAUCAUUUUAAUAACAAUAAUAACGCAAAUCAAUCUUCAAAUAUUAUUAAUGAACAUACAUUUGCUCAAAUAUUCACAACUACAGAAGUACAAGAUCAACUUGAUUAUAUUCGACAACAUCAUUAUUUACGUGGAGAAAUAAUUGAUCGAAGAUUGAAUCAAGAAGAUGGAGAUUCCUCGACUGAAACAGCAAGACAAAGACAACAACAACAACAACAACGAAGAAGGAGAAGACAACGAAGAAGAAGAAGAAGAAGAAGAGGUGGAAGAUUUGCAAGAAUGAAAAAAUUGACUGCUGAAGAAGUUGAAUUAUUAUUCCCUAAGAAAACUUAUCAUCAAUGGCUUAAUGGUGGGAAAGAAGAAGAUGUUGAAAAUCGAGAAGAUUUAUUUUGUGAAGUGAAGGAAGAAGAGGAUGAACAUCAAGAACAUCAAGAACAGAAUAAUAAUACCAAUGGUCAAUCGAGUAGUGACGAUAAUCAUAAUAAUCAUAAUAAUCAUAAUAAUCAUAAUAAUCAUAAUAAUAUUGAUGGUAAUGUUGCUGUUGUCGUUGAUGAUGAAAACCACAAUUGUUAUUGUCAAACAGAAGAUAAUGAAUCAAGUAAUACAUUAUUUACUGCUCGAACUUCAGACAUGACCAACACAAGAAAUACUACCACUAAUACUAAUAAUAUUAAUAAUAAUAAUGAUAAUAAUGAUAAUGAUGAAAUUGAAAUGAAAGAAUUAAAUCUUACUGAAAUCAAUUCUAAAAAUGAUUCUAAUGAUUCACAAAUCAGUUUACAUUUUGAUUCAGGAUCAUGUGCUAUUUGUUUAGAAAUGAUUGAAGAUGAAGAUAUUGUUCGUGGAUUAAUUUGUGGACAUGUUUUCCAUGCUGAAUGUUUAGAUCCAUGGUUAAUUAGAAGACGAGCAUGUUGUCCAAUGUGUAAACGUGAUUAUUUAUUUAAAAGAGAUUAUCAAAAUCAUAAUGGGAAUAAUAAUCCAUCAGAAAAUGCAAAUAAUCAAAAUCAAAAUCAAAAUCAAAAUCAACAAGCAAAUAAUAGUCAUAAUAAUGAUGUAAAUGAAGAUAAUAACAAUGAUGACAAUGACAAUGAUGUUGAUGAUGUUGAUGUUGAUGUUGAUGAUGAUGAUGAUGAUGAUGAUUUACGUACAAUUGAUUUGGAUAUUGAAGAAAUCAGAAAUAAUCCAAGUUUACAAAUGAUGUUACAAGAAUUAAUCCCACCAGGAGAAAGAGUAAGAAUAUUACUUGAAGAUUCAAGAUAUCGUGAUUUGAAUUUUGAAGAAAGAGGUCAUGAAAUGGCUAAACGGAAAUAUAAUAAUAUUUUCAAAAUUAUAUGGUGGAAAAUAAUGGGAAUUUCUAAACUUGAUUUUUAUCAUUGGGCUGUUCUUAAAUUAAUUGAAAAAUAUCAUCAUGAUCAUCCUGAAGGAAUAGAAUCAAUUAUUGAAAGUAAUUCACCACAACAAAAUACACAACAACAGAAUAUUGAAGUUGAACAAGAUCAAGAUCAAGAUCAAGAUCAGGAAGAAGCUGAAGUUGAAGCUGAAGCUGAUACAGCCAGCAAUUCUAGGAAUAUAAAUGAAGUAAGAAAUUCGGGAAGUAUGGAAGAAGUAAGUGAAGUUUCUGAAGCGACAAGGAUGGAAACGGUUAUGAAUAGGGUUUAA
Candida dubliniensis CD36 is the source of this 1956-nucleotide messenger RNA. RefSeq lists its product as uncharacterized. The record is from RefSeq and is a predicted model, not a curated record. Gene Ontology annotation, biological process: ubiquitin-dependent protein catabolic process. Gene Ontology annotation, cellular component: cytoplasm. Gene Ontology annotation, molecular function: ubiquitin protein ligase activity. The transcript has a single exon. NCBI's taxonomy places the organism in Eukaryota, Fungi, Ascomycota, Pichiomycetes, Serinales, Debaryomycetaceae. The coding region runs from base 1 to 1956 and encodes 651 amino acids.